AUGAGGGUAACUUCUAUAGAAAAAAUACAGUCAAGAAUUAUGAACGGGCACGUUGAAGAGAAUGGCAACAACAUCCACAAAGAGAACGGGCACAGCAAAGGCAAUGAGGACAAGAAGAUCUUUGUCGGAGGGAUUGCCUACGACGUUACAAACGAUGACUUAACCACGCACUUUGGUGAAUUCGGAGAAGUCGCCAACGCUCAAGUUAAAUUCGACCGCACAACUGGUCGCUCCCGAGGAUUCGCCUUCGUCGAGUUCACUUCUGGAGACUCCUGCAAAGCCGCUCUCGCUGCUCGUGAGCAAACGAUCAAGGGGAAGGCCGUAGAGGUCAAGCCCGCCAAGUCCCGCGAGAACAAGAAGGUCUUCGUCGGUGGCCUGCCGUCUGAUUACGAUGAGAGCCAGCUGCGCGUGCAUUUCGAGCACUUCGGCAAAGUCGAGGACAUCGAAUGGCCGUUCGACAAGCAGACCAAGACACGACGAAAUUUCGCCUUCAUCGUUUUCGAGGAAGAGGAGGCCGCUGACAAGGCGUCGUCCCAGUCCAAGCAGACUUUCGGCUCCCGCGAAUGCGACGUGAAGAAGGCUGUCCCGCAAGGCAAGCGCUUCGCCAUGGGUGGCCCUCGUGGAAACGGAAUGGGAGGACGCUUCCCCGGGCGCGGAGGGGCUCACGGAGCUGGAUGGUACGGAUGGAGUCAAAUGGGAGGCGUUCCGUACGGUGGAGCCGGAUGGGGCGGUGAUUGGUACAAUGCUGCUUCUGCCUACUACGGCGGCGGUGCUGGCAACCAGAAUGGCACAUACGGGAGUGGUGCCGGAGGUUACGGAGGCAACAGCUACGACUAUCAGGGAUCCCAGAGGCAGGGAGGACAAGCCGGUGGUGCCACCCAGCGCUACCAUCAGCCUCAGCAACAACAGCAGUAC
This is a messenger RNA of Mesorhabditis spiculigera, 915 nucleotides long. NCBI's taxonomy places the organism in Eukaryota, Metazoa, Nematoda, Chromadorea, Rhabditida, Rhabditidae. The record is from the annotation of a GenBank genome assembly.